Molecule: messenger RNA, 2134 nt
Organism: Tilletiopsis washingtonensis
Lineage: Eukaryota; Fungi; Basidiomycota; Exobasidiomycetes; Entylomatales
Exons: 8
Coding region: 179-2062 (627 amino acids)
Biological process (GO): amino acid transmembrane transport
Cellular component (GO): endoplasmic reticulum
Molecular function (GO): amino acid transmembrane transporter activity
Source: RefSeq, a predicted model, not a curated record
GGCCUGUCCGCUCCUCGCCGCAUACGUCGCUGCGCCUCGCUGCAUGCCCGCCGGCGUGCGCCUGCUCCUGCCUCGCCCUCCGUAGCGCGACCGCGGCGCAGCCGACCCGUCCCGUGCUGGCGGCGGCCCAGCCUCGCGCCUGACGUCUGCGUCUGACGCCCACCCGCACCGCGCCAGCAUGGCAGCGUCGGGCUCGCGCAGCGUGCGCUUCGCCGAGGACGUCGACGCGGCCAGUGCGCCGCUCUUCUCGCUCGAGUCGCCCGGCUCCAGCCCGCGCCCGUCGUACGAGCAGCCGCGGCCGCCGCCGGGCGCCGCGGCGUCGGGCAGCACGCCGCCGCGCCUGCCGCUGGCGCACGGCCUGCGCUCGACGAUGUCGUCGCGCGAGGCGCAGUUCGACGCUGACUCGGACGAGCUCUCGGACUCGGACGCCGCGGCGGCGGAUCUCGGCGCCAGCCCUGGGCGGGCCGCGCCCAGCAGCGGCGGCAUGCGCACCGGCAUCCCGCUCAUCGACCGCAUCCCUGUGCCUGUGCGCGCGCGCCAGAGCAUGGACGGCCUCAGCGACGGCCUCGAGGGCAUCCGCAACCAGAUCCAGGACAUCGAGCUGCCCGACUGGCUCAAAAAGGGCGCCGGCGUCUGGGACGCCACGGUCAACAUGGCCAACAGCAUCCUCGGCGCAGGUGUUGUGGGUCUGCCGUAUUCUCUGCGGACGUCUGGCUUCGUUGCCGGGCUUGGCCUGCUCGUCGGGCUUGCCAUGCUGACGGACUGGACGAUCCGGCUCAUCGUGCUGAAUGCGAAGCUCAGCGGACGCACGACGUACAUCGACAUCAUGAGCCACUGCUUCGGCGGCAACGGCAAGGCCGCCGUGUCGAUCUUCCAGUUCGCAUUCGCGUUCGGCGGCAUGUGUGCCUUUUGUGUGGUCAUUGGCGACACGAUUCCAAACGUGCUGCGCUGGCUCUUCCCGUCGCUCGUCGGGUCCUUUCUCAGCUCGCGCGGCUUCAUCAUCACGCUGUGCACCCUCUGCAUCUCAUACCCGCUCUCGCUGUACCGCGACAUCGAGAGCCUGAGCAAGGCGAGCGCCAUUGCGCUGUUCAGCAUGGUGCUCAUCAUCGUCGCCGUCAUUGUGCGCGGCCCGGCCAUGCCCCUGGAGCUGCGCGGCGACCCGUCGGAGCGCUUCACCUUCAUCCAUCCGUCGGGCAUCGUGCGGUCCAUCGCGGUCAUCUCCUUUGCCUUUGUCUGCCACCACAAUUCGCUGCUCAUCUAUGGCUCGCUGAAGGAGCCGUCGAUGGACAAGUUCAAGCGCGUGACGAAUUACUCGACCGCCAUCGCUGCGGUCUCGGCCAUCUCGAUGUCCGUCGCCGGCUACUGGUCCUUCACCGACAAGACGCUCGGCAACAUUCUGAACAAUUUCCCCGAGGACGACACGAUGGUGAACCUGGCGCGCUUCCUCUUCGGCGUCAACAUGUUCACCACGUUCCCGCUCGAGGCGUUCGUCGCGCGCGAGGUCAUCGAGGAGUACUUCUUCGCCGGCGAGUUUGACCAGACGCGGCAUCUCAUCUUCACCACCUCGCUCGUGCUCUCGAGUCUGAUCGUCAGUCUCUCGACGUGCGACCUCGGCAUCGUGCUGGAGCUCACGGGCGGCCUGAGCGCCACAGCGCUGGCCUUCAUCUUCCCGUCGAUCUGCUUCCUCAAGCUGGCGUCGGACAGCAGUGCCAGCGCCGGCGCGGAGCGCAAUGUGCCAGAGCUGACGAGCGCGAGCUCGCGGUCCCGCCGUGUCGGCCGUGGCAGCGAGGACGCCGACGACGAGUCCGAUGCGGACCUCAGCGACCUCGAGGGCGAGGCGGGCGGCGGCGGCGACUUCUCCGUCGACGACGUCGAGCUGCCGCUGCGGCCGGGCGCGUCGGUGCGGCAGCGGGCGCCGGGCGGCAAGAGCAAGUGGUGGAUGAGCACCAAGCCGCUGGCAGUCGCGACGGCCAUCUUCGGCUGUGUGGUGCUCGUCAUCAGUGUCGCACAGGCGCUGGGCGACGCCGCAAGCGGGCGCUCGGGCGCCGUGCACCAGUGCUAGACAUAGACGGCCCUCGCAGCCGAGGCGCCCCUCACGAUCUCGGAGCAAUCGCAUAGCUUGCUUAUUUACGCA